AACCUCAUAAGAGUUAAGCGGCGAGCUGUUAUUAUUUUCUUUCGACUUUUAUUCCACUCUCCCCUAUUUAAACCCUAGCUACUUCUUUUGCCACUUAAAUACUUAUCUCCCUCUUCUUUCUUCUUCAAUUUGAUCAAACAUGAGUCGGCCAAUGGAAGAGGAUGCCCCUGGGAAAAAUGAGGAAGAGGAGUUCAAUACUGGCCCACUUUCCGUCCUGAUGAUGAGUGUUAAGAAUAACACACAGGUGCUCAUCAACUGUAGAAACAACAGGAAACUUCUUGGUCGUGUGAGGGCAUUUGAUCGUCACUGCAACAUGGUGCUUGAAAAUGUUAGAGAAAUGUGGACUGAGGUGCCCAAGACUGGAAAAGGAAAAAAGAAGGCUAAUCCUGUUAACAAAGAUAGGUUUAUUAGCAAGAUGUUCCUUCGGGGAGAUUCUGUGAUCAUUGUCCUUCGAAAUCCCAAGUAGAGGUUAAUUGGAUUUUGUGUGCUUUGGAGCAGAACUUAUGAGCAGCUAGGAGUUGGACCAGCCCUGUAUAAUCUUUCGUAUUCGGGAAUUUACCUAGGCAGAACACCACCUUUGAUUGCUGUAGGGUGCUGUAAGACUUAAUAUAGGAUUUUGAUGUUCUGCUACAUACUAUUAUCUUCAUGACCUUGUAAACGUUGGAGCUUAAAGUGCUCUUCGUGUAUGUUGAAUGCUAUGAUCGGCUAAUAUGUACGGUAACUAUCUUGCGUAACUCCGAAUACAUACAUUGCCCAUUGUGAAGCAUCAAA
This is a messenger RNA of Lycium ferocissimum, 771 nucleotides long. RefSeq lists its product as uncharacterized. The transcript is spliced from 6 exons. Bases 140 to 466 code for a protein of 108 amino acids. Lineage: Eukaryota; Viridiplantae; Streptophyta; Magnoliopsida; Solanales; Solanaceae. Gene Ontology annotation, molecular function: RNA binding. Gene Ontology annotation, biological process: spliceosomal snRNP assembly; RNA splicing. Gene Ontology annotation, cellular component: catalytic step 2 spliceosome; U4/U6 x U5 tri-snRNP complex; U2 snRNP. The record is from RefSeq and is a predicted model, not a curated record.